Molecule: messenger RNA, 3132 nt
Organism: Oppiella nova
Lineage: Eukaryota; Metazoa; Arthropoda; Arachnida; Sarcoptiformes; Oppiidae
Source: the annotation of a GenBank genome assembly
AUGAGCGCAUCGGUAGUCAAUGAGUCGUUCCCUUUAUGGGCAUUACUACCUAAAAGGGAAACCACUGCCCAGUCAUUCAUAGAUAAAUACCCUGAAUAUGAUGGGAGAGGCAUUAAAAUUGCAAUCCUUGACUCUGGAGUUGACCCAGGUGCUGAUGGACUACAGACUACAAGCGAUGGUAAACCAAAAAUCAUAGAUAUGAUGGACGCUACCGGUGCCGGUGAUGUGGACACCAGUACUGUGGUUGAGGCCGAUGGACAGGGAUUUAUUACUGGGCUCACCGGAACUAAACUCAAAAUACCGGGCCAUUGGGUGAACCCUUCGGGCAAAUAUCACAUCGGAAUGAAAAAUAUGUAUGAAUUAUAUCCGGAAGGAGUGGGCACUCGGAUGGCCCGGGAGUAUAGGGAAACCCAUUUGGUACCCACCCAUACCACUAUCAAAGCUGAGGCGGUACGAGAGCUCCAGGAGUUUGAGGACAAACACCCGAACGCUUCAAAUGACACUUUCGAUGAGAAACUGAUUCGUGAAGACUUGAAAUCAAAAAUGGAUUUCCUGAAGGAAAUGGAGACCAACUCCAUGAUAGGGUUCAAGGAUUUGGGCCCUACUUGUGAUUGUGUGGUAUUUAGUGACGGAUCCCAUUGGAUGGCUGUUAUACAUACGAGUGGCACCGGUAGCUUAGAAGACUGUACACUAUUAGGCAAUUAUAGAGAAUGCCUAACGUACGGAACAAUCUCUGAUAGAGGUGCAUCUCAUGGCACACACGUGGCCAGUAUAGCCGCGGCUAACUUUCCCAAUGAUCCCGAUAGGAAUGGUGUGGCACCGGGAGCUCAGAUCGUCAGCAUCUGUAUGUUUGGUAUACGAUAUAAUGGGUCCAGUCUUGUGAGAGCACUUAAUAAAGUAAUCGAAACGGGAUGUCAUGUCAUUAAUAUGAGUUAUGACAUGUCCAGACACUACUUUGAUGGAUGUUUUGUCAAUUUGGUUUACGUUAGCCCUGUUUUAGACCUAAUGAGUAAAGUGGUCAACAAAUACGGCAUUUUGUGCGUUAAAUCAGCCGGUAAUUACGGACCCUCCCUGUCCACCGUAGGCAUGAUAAGGACAGUACACUCGCAAUCGUUUAUAAGUGUCGGCGCUUACGUCUCCCCCGAUAUGAUGACAACCGCCUAUUCGCUGAAUAAACAAAUACCAGGGUUGAUGUAUCACUGGACAUCCCGGGGCCCUACUUUAACCGGCGAUUUGGGUGUAACGGUAUGCGCACCGGGAGGCGCCAUAACAUCGGUGCCCACGUGUGAACUAAUGGGAGCCGAGUUAAUGAGCGGGACGUCAAUGAGUGCCCCAAACUGUGCCGGAUGUCUGUGUCUCUUAUUAUCGGGUGUCAAAGCAUUGAAUGUCGAGUACUCGCUCUAUAGUGUGCGCCGGGCUAUUGAAAACACUGCCCUUAAAAUUGAAAACUACGAGCCCCUCACCCAUGGACACGGACUGAUUCAGGUUGAAAAGGCGUUUGAACAUUUGAUUCACUAUAAGGAUUCAUUGGAAAUGGACGUCCGUUUUCACAUAACCUGUGGACAGGGAUUAGGUGUUUAUCUGAGAGAAGCCAUCGAUGUUAUCAACCCAUCCCUUCAUAUCAUUAAAGUUGAACCAAUUUUUCUGAAUCACAAACAAAUGGAUAAUAAACGAAAAGUAGAUUUUGAGAUCAAUUUAAGACUUAUUUGCGACGACGAGUGGAUUACUUGUGCAGAGUUUUUGCACAUGACUUACACAACAAGGGAGGUCACCAUUAGGGUUGACCCUCAACCCCUCCAAGAGGGUUGUGCCAACUUUGCCAUGAUUAAAGCCUAUGAUAUAAACUGUGUGGAAAAGGGGCCGAUUUAUAAGCCGGGUUAUUUUUGGCGCCAAUUCAUUGAUAUUCCGGCAAAUGUGACACAAAUGGUGGUACGCGUGAAGAACUGCGAGCCCAUGGAUGAGAUCGACUGUUUUUUGCAGGCAUUACAAGUGCGGCCACUCAAUUCACUCCAGAUUAAUAAAAUGGAUAAAAGCUUUUCACUGAGAGCUCAAAACGAGACCACAUUUGCCUUUCAUUUGAAAACCUCGCGAACACUGGAAGUGUGUUUCGGACAGACGUACGAAGUUUUGGCCGAUAAUAGGAUUCAAUUAGAUAUCAAGUUUCACGGACUCCAGCCCUCACUCGACUCAUUCACUAUGUUUUCUAGUGAAAUGAUCGCCAGAAUUGACAUUCAGAGUAAUUUCGAUGUCGAGGAAAUUACGCCCAGGAUUACCAUUAGAAACUUCAUACAGAUGUUAAUGCCAAUUGAUAGCAAAUUACGCCCACUAGACAGUCGUGAUGUCAUACCACCCGCACAGCAGUUAUACGAAGGUCAGGAUGUUAAGAUAAGUUCAUUGUCACUCUUAUAUGGAUAUGACUUGACAUAUGGACCGGAAUAUAUAUCAUUGGUGUGGAUGAUAUUCAACUCGGACACCAAGCAAUAUAUCGGUACCGGCCUAGGCUUACCCUCAUCAAUACGACUAGAAAAGGGAGAUUACAUAAUAAAAGUGCAAAUAAAACAUACAAUGAGUUCCCAAUGGGAAAGGUUAUGCCAACUCCCGUUUCACAUUCAAUACACUGUAAACAAGUCACUGGAUUUAUACGAUACGUAUCGAAAUGCUUUAACCGACAGCACCCGACGUAUAUUUAGGCUGCCACUCCGACCGGACACACCAACGUCUGUAUUCAUAAGGGCGUUGGUGUCAUACCCACCGGACAUACCUAUUACUAACGGCUCGUAUUUCACGGGUCGUAUGGAAUUCGCUGACGGCAUCACCAGAUUUAUGGCCGAGGACUUUCAAUUCAAAUAUGUUGUCGAUAGCCAACCCAUAGUCAAGUCUGCAAGUAGUGCCACAAAAGUGGAUGAAAACGAGUCUAAGAUACCAUCGGAAGAUCAGUUCAGUACAGCUGUCAGUGAUUUGAAGAUUAGUUGGGUUUCGAAAUUAAAGGGAAAGGCGUCGGAAGACCUGUUCAAUGAAUUACGCGAAACCGAUAAAACAAAUGUUAGGCUAUUAUUGGCGCGAAUACAGGCACUGGACUCAGACUCCCAGCGCUCGCAACACUUGUCUCGACAAAUAUGUUUGGCUAACGAU